AUGGUGAAGUCUAAGCACGCAGAUAACUGUUUUGCCCACGCCCAGCUCAGACACAAUACGGCUUCGGAGAGUUAGAGAAGCACUGGAUCUCUGAAUAACUCCCUUCAAAAAAUCUUCGCGAUGUUCCUCGUUAAAGCUUUGCUGAGUGGAGGAAGUGGUAGUGGUCAUGGAGGGAGCCUUGCACGUGGCCUUGGAGGUCUCCUAACAGGAGGUGGACGUGGAGGGAAUCUUGGAGGACUUGUUGGAGGUCUCGUCAAUCUUAUAAGUGAAGCAGCAGCUCAGUAUAAUCCAGAGCCACCUCCACCUCCUCACAAUCAUUUUACGAAUGUGGAAGCUUAUGAGAGUGAGGAGAUCAGACAGUUUCGUCGUCUUUUUGCCCAGCUGGCUGGAGAUGAUAUGGAAGUGUGUGCCACAGAGCUAAGGGACAUCCUGAACAAAGUGGUUUCCAGACAUCAAGACUUGAAGACAGAUGGCUUCAGCUUAGACACAUGCCGUAGCAUGGUAGCUGUCAUGGACAGUGAUACAAAUGGCAAACUGGGCUUUGAAGAGUUUAAGUAUCUGUGGAACAACAUCAAGAAAUGGCAAUGUGUAUACAAGCAGUAUGAUACCGAUCAGUCUGGCACUGUUGGGAGAGCUCAGCUACCAGACACCUUGAAGGCUGCAGGGUUCCACCUGAACGAACAACUCUGCCAGGUAAUCGUGCGCAGGUAUGCCGAUGAGGACGGUAGCAUGGAUUUCAACAACUUCAUUAGCUGCUUGGUACGACUGGACAGCAUGUUCCGGGCCUUCAAGUCCCUGGACCGAGAUGGAGAUGGACAGAUCAAAAUGACCAUUGAAGACUGGCUGCAGCUGACCAUGUAUUCUUGAAGGCACAGCA
Gavia stellata (red-throated loon) is the source of this 877-nucleotide messenger RNA. RefSeq names its product calpain small subunit 2 (gene CAPNS2). Gene Ontology annotation, molecular function: calcium ion binding. Lineage: Eukaryota; Metazoa; Chordata; Aves; Gaviiformes; Gaviidae. The record is from RefSeq and is a predicted model, not a curated record.